Molecule: messenger RNA, 1549 nt
Organism: Cornus florida
Lineage: Eukaryota; Viridiplantae; Streptophyta; Magnoliopsida; Cornales; Cornaceae
Product: probable aldo-keto reductase 2
Exons: 5
Coding region: 251-1288 (345 amino acids)
Cellular component (GO): cytoplasm
Source: RefSeq, a predicted model, not a curated record
UCCCUUUCUGACCAUAUUGCCGGCUUUUAUUUUAUUUUUUAUUUUUUUUGACCGUCUUGCCAUCUUGGUGGAUGCCGAAUCCCGCCACUAUAUGCUGUUAGCACUUAGCUGCAUUAAGGUUAGUUUCAUAUAUAUAUAUAUAUAUAUAUAUAUAUAUAUAUAUAUAGCGUCCAUUGAUCUGCAAGUAUCAGCUAAAAUUAAGAGGUGGGCGGCAAAGAAAGUGAAGCGAAGUAAGAAUCUAGAGUGAGAGAUGGGGAGUAGAGUGAGAAGAAUAAAGUUGGGUUCGCAAGGUCUGGAGGUAUCAGCACAGGGACUGGGGUGCAUGAGCAUGUCUCCAGGCUUGUACGGCACUCCGAAGUCAGAGGAAGACAUGAUCGCUCUCCUCCACCACGCCAUCAACUCCGGUGUCACCUUCCUCGACACCUCUGACAUGUACGGCCCCUUUGCCAAUGAGAUCCUUCUCGGCAAGGGUCUGAAGGGAGGGAUGAGAGAGAGAGUACAGUUGGCUACCAAGUUUGGCAUUAGCUUUGCCAACGGCAAGGCAGAUAUUCGUGGUGAUCCAGAUUACGUGCGGGCUUGCUGCGAGGGCAGCCUGAAGCGUCUCGAUGUUGAUUGCAUUGAUCUCUAUUACCAGCAUCGCAUUGACACUCGUGUCCCUAUUGAAGUCACAAUGGGAGAACUCAAGAAACUAGUUGAAGAGGGAAAGAUUAAGUAUAUAGGUCUAUCUGAGGCCUCUGCUUCAACAAUCAGGAGGGCACAUGCUGUUCAUCCCAUUACUGCUGUGCAGUUAGAGUGGUCCUUGUGGACUAGAGAUCUGGAAGAAGAAAUUGUUCCUACUUGCAGAGAACUCGGCAUUGGGAUUGUGGCUUACAGUCCGCUCGGUCGGGGAUUCUUCACUUCAGGUCCCAAGAUGGUUGAAAACUUGUCUUCACGUGACUACCGAAAGAAUCUACCACGGUUCCGAUCCGAGAAUUUGGAGCACAAUAAAAACAUAUUCGAGAGGGUUAACGAAAUGGCAACAAGGAAGGGUUGCACCCCAUCACAACUAGCUUUGGCCUGGGUUUAUCACCAAGGGAAUGAUGUUUGUCCUAUACCGGGCACCACCAAGAUUGAGAAUCUGAACCAGAAUAUCGGAGCUUUGUCGGUGAAGUUAACACCGGAAGAGAUAGCCGAACUUGAAUCUUUUGCUUCUGCUGAUGCUGUUAAGGGUGAAAGAUAUGAAAACAUGUCAGCUACUUGGCAGAAUUCAGACACCCCACCCUUGUCCUCAUGGAAGAGUACUAACUAAAGAGGUGCAUUUUUCACUGAGUUCUAAUGCUGCCUCCUUAGCUCUCUUGGCUUUUCAUUUAUGUGUGCUUUCAUUGUGUUUUUUUUCAGAGAAUAUGUGAUCUUUUUCCUAAUAAAACAAAAAAUAAAAACUGUUUAAAUUUGUUAUGAUUUGUCAAAGAUCAUAGAACUUUUCUUUACAGAUCUGGUUUUUAUCUGAUUGAGAGCUUGCAUUUUGAUAAUUAUCAGAAUAUCAAAGCCAGAGGGGAAAUAUUAUUUGUGA